AUGGGAAAGUACUCGAAAUCGAGAUCAAGAUCAACUGAUAGAAAAAGAGACCACAGGCAUAAAGAUAAGAAAAAGCACAGAAGACACUCUAGAAGUGGAGAACGCGUAGAAUCUAGAAGAGAAGAGCGUCCAAGAGACAGAGAUAGAAAAUAUGAUGAUCAUAGUAGCAAAUCAUCUAGAGAUGAAAAAGGGCAUAAUAGCCAUGAUGAUAGUAAUGGAAGAGGCCGAUCUGAGAAUCACAGCAGUGAUAGAAGAUAAGUAGAGCAACCUCUCAGCAGAGAAGAAGAAUAUAAAAAAUACCAGCAGCAGCAAGAAGAAGAGAAAAGAAGAGAAGCUAGAAGAAGCAGAUUCUCAGAUUAACCUAACCUACCUCCGAAUUCAAAUGGGAAUGCUUAAAUUGAUUAGAAAGUGCUAAUGCCUCCACCAGCUGUUCCACAAAAGAAGAAGAAAUUUGUUUGGACAGAUGCAGAUGCAGAGGAUCUCAAAUAACAAUAGCUCAAGGAUAAGAGAAUGAGUUUGGAUGAGUCCCAUCCCGCUCUUAUGUUUGGAGCAAAUCCAAGUUUGAUGUAAAACUUGAGUCCUGCCAUUCUUAAUGCUUUACAAGAUUCAUCUAAGAUCAAGAAGAAGAUUUACUUGCCAAAGAACACUGGUGUAAAUUAUAUUGGACUUUUGAUUGGACCUAGAGGACUAUAUCAAAAGAGGCUUGAAGAAGAGUCAGGAUGCAAAAUCUUAAUCAGAGGUAAGGGAUCUUAAAAAGAAGGCUCAGCUCCUUAACCAGAUGAUAAUGAUGAGCAACAUGUACUUGUGAUUGGAGAUUCAGCAGAGAGUGUUAGAAGAGCUCAAAAUGCUAUCGAGAGAGUCAUUUCUGCUGAUGAUUCUACAAGAAAUAAAAUUAGAGAAGAAUAAUUGAAUGUAGCCUAGCAAAUUAACAAUUAAGUCCUCCCUAACUCAUAGAUGGACGAUAGUAUGAUGACUCCAUAUGGUCCACCUUCCCCUUAUGCAUAUAUUAUUCCUGUUCCCAAUGAUUGUGUAGGAUUAAUUAUAGGGAAAGGAGGAGAUACAAUAAGACAACUUUAAAUGGAGAGUGGAGCGAAAAUAUAGGUUGCCAAGAAAGAAAUUCCUAAUAGUAAUCUAAGAAAUGUCUUCGUAGAAGGAGUACCUGAGAAAUAUUAAAGAGCUAAAGAAAUGAUUGAAGAAAUUAUAAGAGAACAUAGAAGAACUGCAGAUCCUUAAAUCCAUGUAGGAGAUGUUAAUCCAUUCGCAGGUCCACAUCAGAAAAUCAAAGUUCCAGACAAAUUUGUAGGUUUAAUUAUAGGUAAAAAUGGAGAAAAUCUAAGAGGUAUUGCUCAAAGAAGUAACACUAAGAUAUUCGUACCUCAAAAGAAUACUGAUCCUGGAUCUGAGGAGAGAACUAUAGAGGCAGACGGAGAUGCCUAAAGUUGUGAAAUAGCAAGAUAAGAGAUUCUAAGUCUCAUCCAGAGGUAUAUGUCCUAAUCAUCUUCAUCUAAUUUUGAUUACUCUAAGAAUCCAUAUGGUAGUGGUAUUGCAGUCUAUAAUUAAUAAAAGCUAGCUUCUGACGGAUAGGCAAUUAAUGGUGCCGUCCCUGAUUCUUUAAAGCCAGAAAGCGGAAGUUUUGCUAGUAAUUUACUGACAGAAAAUCCUAUGAUUGCAUAUGCAAGUAUGCAACUUACAGGAUGGUCGUAUGAUGAUUAAAGCUAACAAAUGGAUCGUAAGAAUACUUUUUGUUUAUAUAAAUUUUUAGCAUCAAAAUAAGGUGAGAGGACUGAUUAAGAACAUACAGGAUAGUAUGGUUAGGAGGGAUAUGAUUACAAUGCUUAUUAAAAUUACUAUGGUGCUGCUGCUGGUACAGAUCCAAAUUAUGAUGCUGCUUAUUACCAAUAGUAUUAUGGACAACAAUACUAUGACUAGUCCUAUGCUUAGCAGAAAACUGACUAGCCAGCAAAUCCAAACCCUGAAUAAUAAUAGCCAGCAGCUGAAGGAUAAAUUGCAACAGAUCAAUAACAGCAAUAAUAUAAUCAGGAAUAUUACAAUCAGUAUUACUAACAAUAUUAUUAGCAAGCAGGAGCUCAAGGAGGCUAAGGUGAUUAUGCAGCAUAUUAUUAGUAGCAGUAACAGUAUUAUGCAGGCUUAGGCUAUGAACAUUAGCCAGAUACAGGGGCAUACCCACCAGUAGUAGGGUAGGAAUAAAUUGCUGGGGAUCAGCAAACACCUAAUUAAUAGCCAGGCUAAUGA
Molecule: messenger RNA, 2253 nt
Organism: Stylonychia lemnae
Lineage: Eukaryota; Ciliophora; Spirotrichea; Sporadotrichida; Oxytrichidae
Source: the annotation of a GenBank genome assembly